AUGGUACUAACAGAACUUGGAGCGCAACUUACGAAUGCACUGCAAAAACUUCAAACAUCAACUAUUGCAGAUGAUAUUGUUAUUGAAGAAUGUUUAAAGGAAGUGGUAAGAGCAUUAAUUUUGGCUGAUAUAAAUGUUGUGUAUUUAAAAGACAUAAAAACGAAUAUAAAAAAAAAUAUUGAAAAGAAUAUUGAUAUAUAUGGGAACAAUAAAAAAAGAUUAGUUCAAAAAUAUGUUGUUGAAGAAUUAAUUAAUUUGUUAGAAGGUAAAAAAGAAUGUUAUGUACCAACAAAAGGGGGUAGGAAUGUCAUAUUAUUCGUUGGAUUACAAGGUAGUGGUAAGACAACUACAUGUACAAAAUAUGCCCAUUAUUACCAAAAAAAAGGGUUUAAAACAGCAUUAGUAUGUGCAGAUACAUUUAGAGCUGGUGCAUUUGAUCAAUUAAAACAAAAUGCAGCACAAGUAAAAAUUCCUUUCUAUGGUAGUUAUUCAGAAGUAGACCCAGUAAAAAUUGCAAAGGAUGGUGUAGAUGCAUUUUUAAAAGAUAAAUAUGAUUUGAUUAUUGUUGAUAGUUCUGGUAGACAUAAACAAGAAAAUGAUUUAUUUGAAGAAAUGAAACAAGUUGAAAAUUCUAUUAAACCGGAGGAAAUCAUAUUUGUUAUUGAUAGUCAUAUAGGUCAAAGUUGUCAUGAUCAAGCUAUGGCUUUUAAAAAUUCAGUAACAUUAGGAAGUAUUAUAAUUACAAAAAUAGAUGGUCAUGCAAAAGGAGGAGGUGCAUUAUCAGCAGUAGCUGCAACAGGUUGUCCUAUUACAUUUAUAGGAACAGGUGAACAUAUAAAUGACUUUGAAAAAUUUGAAGCAAAGUCUUUUGUAUCUAGAUUAUUGGGGUUAGGUGAUAUUAGUGGACUAGUUUCAACAUUAAAAGAAGUUAUAGAUAUUGAGAAACAACCACAAUUAAUGAAUAGAUUAUCCAAAGGGAAAUUUGUUUUGAGAGAUAUGUAUGAUCAAUUUCAAAAUGUGCUAAAAAUGGGUAGUUUAAGUAAAGUAAUGUCUAUGAUACCUGGGUUUGGUAAUAAUAUUAUUAGUAAAGGUACAGAGAAGGAAGGAAUUGAUAAAAUUAAAAAAUUUAUGGUCAUUAUGGAUUCAAUGACAAAUGAAGAAUUAGAUUGUAUUAAACCUCUUAAUGAUAGUCGUACUUUAAGAAUCUGUAAAGGUUCAGGUACUCGACUUCAAGAUGUAAGGGAAUUAUUAGAACAGUUCAAAUUUUUGCAAAAAGUGGCUUUAAAAAUGGGUAAAUUAGGAUUAAAAGAAAAUAACCUAGGCGGUUUAAUGAGAAAUCAAAAACAAUUUUUGAGUAGGAUGAAUAAUAUAAUGGAUCCGAAUAUGCUCAGUCAUAUGGGAGGAGCUAACAAUAUGGUUAACAUUUUGAAAGAAUUUACAAAAAUGGAAGAUUUUGGUGGUUCUAUGGCUAAUAUGAUGAAGCAGAUGGGUUUGAAGAAGUGA
Molecule: messenger RNA, 1503 nt
Organism: Plasmodium malariae
Lineage: Eukaryota; Apicomplexa; Aconoidasida; Haemosporida; Plasmodiidae
Gene: SRP54
Product: signal recognition particle subunit SRP54, putative
Exons: 1
Coding region: 1-1503 (500 amino acids)
Biological process (GO): SRP-dependent cotranslational protein targeting to membrane, translocation; SRP-dependent cotranslational protein targeting to membrane
Cellular component (GO): signal recognition particle, endoplasmic reticulum targeting; cytosol
Molecular function (GO): ATP hydrolysis activity; 7S RNA binding; GTP binding
Source: RefSeq, a predicted model, not a curated record